This is a messenger RNA of Liolophura sinensis, 3306 nucleotides long. Its product is annotated as histone H3-like. Bases 125 to 541 code for a protein of 138 amino acids. Lineage: Eukaryota; Metazoa; Mollusca; Polyplacophora; Chitonida; Chitonidae. The transcript is spliced from 3 exons. Gene Ontology annotation, cellular component: nucleosome. Gene Ontology annotation, molecular function: protein heterodimerization activity; structural constituent of chromatin; DNA binding. The record is from RefSeq and is a predicted model, not a curated record.
GAAGGUGUGAAACGUGGAAGAGAUUCGAAUUUGACUGACUGAAAUCCUUGCAGUUGUCAAAGUUGUCACCGUUUCUUUAAGAAGUUAACUCAUUCUUAAACUGGCAGGUAAUCUUUCCUCAAAGAUGCCGGGACAAUUAACCAGUAUUCUACAGGGUGCAGUUGGGGGUAUCUUUGUGUUAGCAGGGAUAACUAAGGUCUACCCAUUUACAAAGGAAAUGGCUGCAGAUACUCUCAAGGAAUUCACAGCCUUUGCCAAAGUAUAUCCCACGGUACCCCUAGGUUACCAGCCAGACCCUAAGUUUUAUCAGAUGUCUCUGGGGAUGCUGGAGGUGAUUUUCGGACUGGGGCUGCUGACAGGCCCCAGAAGGUGUAAGCGAGUGUGCAGUGGGGGGAUGAUCUUCAUCAUGGCAGGAGGAGUGCAGACAAUGCUGUGCUUGGGGCGGAUAAGCAUGGCCGCAAUGCCGUUAGCUUUUCUAGGAGCUUUGGUCUACAUCUGGAUGUCACUGGGGAAAAAUGGUGCUGAGAAGAAAAGGCAGUAAAAUACCUUCACAGCAUUAAAAAAAAAGCAUAGCCUAAUAAAUGUUAAGCUUUUUUCUGAUGUGCUGGGCAACUCAGUAUAGUUCACGCAAGUAAUGUAACAUGUGCAGACCAGUUCUUGUCAGCAGAAGAGGAUGUCAUUGUCCACUUCAUGUGGUCAAGCUAUUGCCUCAUACACAUAUAUCCUACUUCUUCUAAAAUUUGAGACAGAUAUUUUUAGUAUUGAAAGUAGAAUAUAACAUUUCUUUACCAACAUUUUUGGAAAUUAAAGAUAAGAGUGUGUUGUCCAUUCAAUGGUCUAACCAUGUGUGAAAAAGAAACUCAAUGUUCUUGCUAGAAUUACAUAUAUAUUGGCGGGUGUUCCAAGUUUUUGAAGAAAUAGGGUAAAUAUGGCCACAUGCUGGUACCUGCUUGAAAUGGCUUAUUUAAUCAUUUGGCAACAGAAAAUCUUUAUGCAGUAUAAAAUAUUUGCAUAUGUAUUGGAAAAGAGCAAUGUCAGACAUUUUGGUGAUACACAAAGUACAUGUACAUUAGGCUAUCCUUUUCUCUGUACUUUGGCUAGGUUCUAGAAGGAUUAUUCUGGAGAUUAUAGCUAAUAUUGUUAAUCUCUUGAUAACUGAUCAAGCACAAAAACAACACACUUUUGAAGCCUUCAAAUGUUUAAAUACAUCGAGCUACUGUCCAAUUAAAUUUACAAUUUAAAUGUUGGAAAUAAUUAUCAGUAUAGAAUGUAAUAUGUAUGUAAUAUAUGUAAAUUAUUUCCAUGUAACACUUAUGUAAUAACUGAAUAAUAUUGGAAAAUGCCGUCCUGGGUCAUCAGUAGUUGCAGUAUUGUUACUACUGAAGCUUUUCGUCUUGUUGGCACGACAGUACAUGGGACCUCCUGAUAGCAACCUGCGGAAGGUCAUGGAUUCGACCAGGCUGUGCCUUGUUUCCUCCCACCUUAAUGCUGUCCGCCAUCGUAUAAGUGAAAUAUACUAGAGUGCAGCGUAAAACACCAUUCAAAUAAAUAAAUAAAUAUUUGUUGGAGCAGGAUCUGAGGAGAAUUAAUACCAGGUAUGUUUAUUUUUAAAUAUUUCUCUUAUUUUUUUUCUCACCAACAAUUGGUCUUUAGAGCUAGAAUUUUAAAAAAAAUUAGUAUAUUUUAUUUCUAUUAGGUAUUUUCCCUGUUUUGUCUCGAUCUUCCACAGACGAUCUAUUUUUGUUGAUUUUUUCUGCUUCGGCUUUUCUCUAUAGAGCAAGAUCUUAGAAAAUUGAUGCGUUUAUUAUUAUCAAAUAUUUGUUCUUUGUUUUCUCUUCAACAAUUGCAGUGUUGUUUUUUAAUGUUUAAGAACCUUAGUAUAAUUUAAGCAGUUAAAUGUUUUUAAAUACAUAUAUUAUAAACUCUUUUAGAUCUGCAUUGCACAUAUCUAGCUGCACAUUUCAUGUGUAUGUUCUUUAUAAUUGUUUUUUUUUUUAAUGUUGGUAUAAACAAACAUGGAAUUCAUGUGCAUGUAAUAUACCAGCUGUGGAUAUGUUUGCAUAUUUUGAUAUUCAACUUUUGCAUUAUCAUUUACAUACGCAUCUUACUCAGGUACAUGGUAUGUGGGAAGGUCUUCCAGCAACCUGUGGAUAGUCGUGGGUUUCCGCCAGGCUCAGCCCGGUUUCCUCUCACCAUAAUGCUGGCUGCCGUCGUAUAAGUGAAAUAUUCUUGAGUACAGCGUAAAACACUAAUCAAAUAAAUAAAUGAAUACUCAGGUACAUGUGUGAAAGUAACAGCUAUGGUUGCUCAAGUUUUGUAAUCAACCUGACUCAGCCUGAAUAGAUUUUGUCACUGGCCAAUAAAAGAACUUUCUAAUUUCAUAGUAUAUUUUACUUCGCUAAUAUUGAACUGGAAAGGUACAGGUAUUUUGUAUUUACAUAAAUAAAGGCAUUAUUUUCCAAAAAGAUGUGCCUAUAUAUGGAAUCUACAUCUCUUAUAGACAGGACUAUUUGUUUAGGGACGCUGUAUUAUGAGACUUGCCUGAAAACAAUGUUACUGUAUUUCACCUACAUGUAAGUUUGGUAUGUAAAAAAAUCAUGGAGGGAUAUUUGGUAAAAAUGCAUUGUCGGAAGAUCAUAAAGAUUUUAUUAAAAUGAUACUUUUGAUGCCAGCAUUAAGUUUUUCUGAUAAGAAAUUUAUCAAACAUUACAAAUAUCUGUUAAGUGGCCCUAUAAGGUGGACAAGACAAUUAUAAAUAAGCCAAAUGUGUCAUUUAAAAAAUACUAAACUACUGGUGAAAUACAGUAUUUGAACAUUGGAUUUGUUUAUUUGGAAAUUACUACUAAGGGAAGCAACUCCUGCCAUGCAUGGCACAGAAGAGCUCUGAUGUACCAUUCUGUUGUUAGCAGUGACCAGCAGCUCUGUAAGUGUGAUUUGUCUGGAGGUCAAAUUUUUGACCACCAGUAUUUUAACAUUUUGUAGGAUGUUGCAGCUAUUGCGAGUUCACUCUUGUCAUUUUACAGGAUACAUCAUUCCCUAUCUACAAACCCAAUAUUUUUGUAUAUUCACAAUUUAGGCUGAUCAUUUUACCCAAAUGGGCAAAAUUUGUACAUUUAUAAUGUGAAGUUUGCAACAAUAUGAGACCAAAAGACUAUUUAACCUCUGACAAACUUUUCCAGUCCAUCUGAGACAGUCUAGCUUGUAAGCUGCAAACCUUGAUCCUUUGUCUGCUAAGUAAUUCUUUUUCGUGGCUGUUUACAGAUGAAGCAGUAAAGUGGCGCAUAUUUAAAAUGUGUAUGUCAUACA